UUUCUUUACUGCAUUUUCUAUCUUCCACCUGUGUGCCUUCACGGGUCGUGUUUGCAAUCUGUUUGCAGGCAGUCCAUGAUCCGUAGCCAGUCGGGAGAUCUAUUGCCAUUGGACCAAGAGCUUAAAAGGACCUGUCGCAACUUCAAGAAAGCUUUAAAGGCGAGACUGGCUGCGGAGGAAGCUUUGGAGACUCUGAACAUCAACCAGGAGGACGACAUGGGUGAGCCCAAUAAUGGCGGGGAGCUUGUCCCCGAUGAGCAUACCAUGGGAUACUACUAGACCGCCAGUGCCGUGGACAUGAGGUCGCCCAUCCAGCACCCUCAAGUUCCUGCUAACAACUUUGAGAUGAGCACCUUUGUCAUCACCAUGCUACGCGGCUUGGUGGUAUUCCAUGGGAAAUCGGACGAGUGCCCCAGAGCCCACCUGUGGCGAUUCCACGAGCUGAUCGAUGGAAUCAAGAUUAACGGCGUCCCGCAGGACGCCAUUCAGCUGCGAUAUUUCCCAUUCACUCUGGAGGGACAGGCCAAGGCGUGGCUGGACAAUAGACCUCCGGGGUCGAUCUCUACAUUCACCAGCCUGGCAGACAAGUUCCUGACCCGCAAUCAUCCUCCAUCUAAGACAACUGAUCUACAAAACUAGAUCACUCAUUUUGCACAUGAAGAGGAUGAAACCAUCCAGGAUGCGUGGGAAAAAUACACCAGUCUCUUCCUGAAGUGUCUCAAUCAUGGUUUCAACGAUGCUUUCAAGGUGGGCACCUUCUACCGGGCUCUCUUCCUUGAAGACAAGCAGCUGAUUGACUCGGUUUGUGGCAGGAACAUGCUAACUAAGACGCCACCGCAGCUGAACCAACUCUUGAGGAGAUGGUAGAGCAGGGAUAUGAUUGGGGGACUUCUAGGAGGUCUAGGCGAGCACCAAGCCGGGGUAUGCAUGCUGUUGACACCUAGUCAUCUAAGUUGGUGGGUUGUCUCGAAGCUGGUAUCACCCAUGGAUCGUAAUGGGUUGAUCUCUGGGACAGGGCAACAACAGGAGAUGUAGUGCCAGUAGUGUGAGAGCAGCCACCACACAGUGGAAGACUGCCAGGCGAUGAGGGAAACUACUACACCCCAAAAGCAGCUGGACUUCAUCAGCAAUGCUUGGCAUUUCGACCCCUAUAGUAAUACAUAUAAUGAGAGGCA
Molecule: messenger RNA, 1175 nt
Organism: Linum trigynum
Lineage: Eukaryota; Viridiplantae; Streptophyta; Magnoliopsida; Malpighiales; Linaceae
Source: the annotation of a GenBank genome assembly